UUUAAAAUGUCAGUUUGAAGUCAGAUGUGCGACGAAAUAGGAAUCCAGAUUUAAAAAUGAAAAUAAUAAUUAAAAAAUAAACAUGAAAAGGAAUACACAGUUAUUUGAUUUAUACUGGGAAGACAUAUUAGUAUCCAAGGUUCUGCCACAUUUGACAUUACGAGAAUGUUUUCAUUUUCGUUGCGUUUCUAAAACUUGUUUGCAAAUUAUAAAUAUAUACUUUGCAAAGCUAAAAUCAUUAAAACUGAUGAACAAGGGAUUUUCGCCACACACGUUUAAUGUGCUUGCUGUAACAUGCCAAAGACUGACCAUUUUAAAUCUGAGUCGUUGUGCAUCCAUCACAGAUGACGAUCUGAUUCCGUUGUUGUUAAAUAACAAAAGAUUAAUAAAUUUGAACUUGAGUCAGUGCAAGAGUUUGUCGGCCAAAUGUUUGCAGCCUGUAAUAUUGUACUGUAACGAUCUACGAAUAUUGAAGCUGGCUCGCUGUGCGUGGCUGACGACGGGAGCUAUGGAGGCGCUGGCACUGCACCAGUGUAUGCUGGAAGAUGUUGACCUGUCGUACUGUGUUUCAAUCUCUGAGAGCUGCAUAUUGAUAUUUAUAAAGAAGUUCCUCCGGCUGAAAACAUUGAACUUGGAAGGUAAUAAGCAGGUGUCAGACAAGUCGCUGUAUGCUCUGGCCAAGUACAGUGUGGAGCUGAAGCUGUUGAACCUGACCGGGUGUUCAGAGAUCUCGGAUAAAGGUAUUAGAGCUCUAGCGCUGCACAGCAAGAAACUAGAAGGCCUGCUAGUUCGAGGGUGCUCAAAGGUAACAGAAAAUAGCCUCAAGCUGAUGAGGAAUAGAGUGCACCUGGAUCGAAGACCAACAGAGUCCUUUCCUAUACCUGUUUAUGUUCAGGUGUAGACACCAGAUAUUAAAACUCACCAAAUAAGAUUGAUAUUUAAUCUUUUUGAUUAUUUAUAUAAUUAUGUAAAUGUAUGACUUUCCUAUUAAAAAUUUCUUGGUAAAUAAGAGGAAAAAAUACCAAAGAGCAUACUAAUUACUAGGUCAAGAACAUAAUAUAAAUUAAUAACUGUAUGGCCCAUUUCUUUAAGUUAAGUGUCACCUUGGCUGACCUUCAAAAUGUAUUCAUUAAUACAAGCAAUGCAGUGUUGAACAUUGCUUCCAUUUUAUUCAAUAUUUAUAUGCAAAACGAUAAGGCCUAUCACUUAAUCAUGACAUACUUUUACCUACUUAAUUUAGUUAUAAGGUGCAAUUUUGUGGACAUGUUGUGAAAUUAGGUUGUCUGGAGGCAAAGAUUGCUUAGAGGUACAAAAAUCACCCUCAUCCUCUACCAUACAUAGUCAAGCCAAUUUACUUAUUACGGGGGUAUGAGCAGUAAUAGUAACACCAAUUGCCAAAUAGGGAUGACGAAUGGGUAUAAAAAGAAAUAAUCGAAUUACUCCCUCAGUUAGAUAGUUGAAAAGUAUUUUUUCCUUUUUCAGAAAACCUAAAAUUAACAGAGAUUAACUGCUUUAAAGUUAUGGUAAAAAUUAUACUCAAUCGUGACGUCACGCGUAUGUUUCAUUCACUGUAUAUUAUGUUUGCGGAAUAAAUUAAAAAUACGUAUCCAUUAUUAUACAAUAAACUACAAGACGGACACUGGAAAAAUAUAUUGUCAUCAUCCCUAUUACCGUAGUUCGGGCUCCUAGCAGUUGUCCCUCUGGUCAGUCGUCUGGCAGUCGUGGUAUAAAGAUAUUAGCUAAUUAACUUUUUCGUAUGACAAAAUCUAGGGGAACUGAUAUUGGAGAAAAUCUUUAUUUAAUAUUAUUAAGUGUAUCUGUGAUGAUUGUGUAUUAGAUCGAUAAAUUAAUUAUUUAAAUUAUCUUUACGAUAUUUAACUUUAUAAUUGCUUAUACAUACCAAUAAAUGUAUUCUUAGGAUAAUUAUACUUACUAUGAGCUUUUCGACGCAAGAACAGCAACACCAGCUCUAAAAGCUUAUAAUAAGCACGGGGUGCGUGCCAUCAACUCUCAAAUUGAGAUUGUUGCAAUGUCCAAGGGAGUCGAUGCAUAACAACACAUAUAGCGGUGUCUCACUUCUACAUCUGCAACAGACUCACUUGAGGUGAUGUCAGGCUCCUUUGAACAUGAUUUUAUCGAUUUUGUCUGUACCUGUAAUGGCUGUUAUACGAGUUGUAAGUUUUAUUUAUGUCUAAAAAUAUGUUUACCUACUGCUUGUUCAAUAUAAAUGUGAACUCAUGAACACGUGGGCAAAAUAAACUCUUUGUACUCACUACUCUAUUAUCGAUCUAAGUGAAUAUGGUACUAUGUUCACUUGCUAAUUACGAAUCAAAUGCUCCAAAAUAAAGGUUUAUUAGGUAACGCCUAAAAUAUAUAGGUUUAAAGAAUUGAAGAGUCAAGUAUUUCCAGGCCCACGAUAUUUACGCACACAAUUGGUCGUUUUUAUAAAGAAUUUGUGUAAGUAUUGUGUUUUGCUAGUCAGAUAGGCAUAGGUUAUGUAUGUAUUUAUAAUAUGGUGUGUAAACUUGGACAAAAAAAAAUAACUCGUGUCUAGGUAUGAGACCAAUUAGUGGUCCAUUGCCAUGCAAAUUAUAAAAUGUAAAUCUGGUAGGAAGAACAGGCUAACCAUUUCAAUAUUAUGGACACAGAUUCUAUUAAAAUGCGUCAAUCGAGAUCCACUGCUGAACAUCGAUAGGCCUCCCAAAAGUUGCGCCAUACAGAAUUCUUAAUACCUUGAUAUAAAACUAUGGGAAGCAUGAAAACAGUUUAUUUUCAGAAGCCAGAACAUGGACUUUCUCUCUAACAACACACUACCAUUUGCUAAGUCAGGCUAUAGUUAGUUUUUUUGUCGUGAGUUUAUUUGCGGUCACAAUACUUCAUAGGUGAUUUGUGUCAAAUAGUUAAUAAGUAUAAAUAAUACAAUGAUUUUUUUUAUUAGAUUUAUAAGCAUGUAUGUGGACUGACAUUAUUAGUUAGUCUUGUUGUUCUUCCAAAUUUAUUGGUGUUGUAAUUUUAUUGUUAUGUAUAUUUAGGCACAAUUUGAAUGUCAUUUGGAAAUAUAAAUGUUGUGUAACAUUUCAUUUGUUUGUAUAAAUUAUUUCAUUGUCAGUGUAAGGUUGUUUACUUGAAGCUAUCCAAUGUAAAGGCUAUUAAACAAUGGUUUAGAAAAA
Trichoplusia ni (cabbage looper) is the source of this 3170-nucleotide messenger RNA. It is a transcript of the gene jet, whose product is annotated as F-box/LRR-repeat protein 15. Gene Ontology annotation, cellular component: SCF ubiquitin ligase complex. Gene Ontology annotation, molecular function: protein binding. Bases 83 to 901 code for a protein of 272 amino acids. The record is from RefSeq and is a predicted model, not a curated record. The transcript has 3 exons. NCBI's taxonomy places the organism in Eukaryota, Metazoa, Arthropoda, Insecta, Lepidoptera, Noctuidae. Gene Ontology annotation, biological process: SCF-dependent proteasomal ubiquitin-dependent protein catabolic process.